Molecule: messenger RNA, 2006 nt
Organism: Lytechinus variegatus (green sea urchin)
Lineage: Eukaryota; Metazoa; Echinodermata; Echinoidea; Temnopleuroida; Toxopneustidae
Product: pancreatic triacylglycerol lipase-like
Exons: 11
Coding region: 127-1668 (513 amino acids)
Biological process (GO): lipid metabolic process
Molecular function (GO): protein binding; triacylglycerol lipase activity
Source: RefSeq, a predicted model, not a curated record
UGAAACGUUGAUAUCUAUAUAGCUUUAUUGAUAUUCAUGUGGUCCUCCGAAGAAGAGGUUAUCAUACCGAUUUUUGUCCAGUGAGCAGUACAUUCGUGUAUCGAAUCAUUGGGUUAAGACGACAUAAUGAAGCUGUGUUACUGCCUAUUCAUCACCAUUGGAUUAGCGCAUUGCAUCUUGGGAAGAUUUAUCGACCCGAAUCCGAUCGAUAUUCUGAACGAUUAUUAUUACGAUGACAGCCCUCUGACCGUUUGCUACGAGGAGAUCGGGUGUUUCUCAUCCACCUAUCCGUUUUACGAUCCGCCUUAUCGACCGGUUAGCUGGUUACCCGAGAGUAGGGCCGAGGUCGGGACUCACUUCUAUCUCAAUACGAGACAGAACCCGCAAUCACCUACAGAACUUAUAACCAGUGAUACUUCGACAAUUAGAAAUUCCUUCUUCAACCCAUCGCUUGACACUAAAAUUAUCGUGCACGGUUUUACCCAAAAUGCGGACGUGCAGUGGAUGUACGACAUGCAAGAAGCGUUCCUGAACUACGGAGAGUUUAACGUUAUACGAGUAGACUGGCGGCAGGGGGCCGUCGAUCUCUACGGCAAGGCCGUCGCCAACACCCGAAUCGUCGGGGCAGAGAUCUCACUUAUUAUUGACAGGAUCAAGGAAGUAUUUGGAAUGACGUCAUCCCAAUCUUUUCACAUCAUUGGCCACAGCUUAGGAGGUCACGUGGCCGGAUACGCCGGGGAGAGACAGGCCGAUUUAGGUCGAAUAACAGGAAUGGAUCCGGCUGGACCGUACUAUGAGGAAACGGAUAGCAUUGUUCGAUUAGAUCCCACUGAUGCUCUGUUUGUAGAUGUCAUCCAUACUGAUACCAGCCCCAUAUACAACCUUGGCAUGGGAAUUUAUGUACCGUGUGGUCACGUGGAUAUCUACGCCAAUGGCGGCCAGGAACAACCCGGAUGUGACCAAGGGAUCGUGGAGCACAUCAUUACCGAGGGCAGUCUCGUUAUUGGCGGUGUCUCGUUCGUUGUGUGCAAUCACCUUCGCAGUUACGAACUUUUUACGGAAUCCAUCAACACUCAGUGCCCGUUCACCGCAAUGAGAUGUGACGGUUACACGUACGAAGAUUACCUAGCUGGCAAAUGCUUCGACCAAUCACAGACCAUAGCUUUGGGUUACCAUGCCGACAGGAACGCCAUCUCCAGCGCAGAGGAGAACGCCAUAUUCUAUAUGCGGACGACGGAUGAGACACCUUUUUGCGGAGAGUCUUACUGGUUGAAACUCUACCUGGUAAACAAAUUUAUCCACGACGAUGUGAAAGGGCAGCUCUUUGUUACCUUAUUUGGAACACUCGGUCAAACAACUCAACUUCCACUCAAUCUGGAAUCUAUCAUCUUCCAACAUGACAAGAACUACAAGUUUGCCUUCCUGGCCGAAGACAACAUCGGAGACCUGACUGGUCUGUACUUCGAGUGGGAAUACGACCGCGACUGGUACAGGCCGUGGGAGUGGGAUUUCUUCAUCAAACCACAGAUCUACAUCGACUUCAUUGAGGUCGAAUAUGCCGAGGAUGAUUUCAGAUACUUGUUGUGCAGUGGAUCUGGGUACGAUCGUGACGGCAUAGAGGCAGAUGGUGAACAGGCUGCGUUCUUGGUCUCAUCUCAGUGCUCUUAGCUUUAUUUACCGAUAGAUUCUGGGCUUUUCCAUACACUGUAAAAACUUUGGUGUUGAAUCAACACCUGAGUUUUUGCAGUGUAGACAGCGGACUUACUUCAGUUUGAUUCUGGCAACAAUCAAUGAUUCAAUUUAUAAUAACAAAUUAUUUUUUUCGGGUAGACAAAGUGUCGCAAUAAAAAAGGAAACAUAUUUCUAAUACGCUCAGAAACAAAACACCCUGGUUGUAGAAUGGCCCCUUCAUUCCAGUUGACCUUUUCAUAGUCUUCACAAAGUUUAUAAAACAAUGUUGAAUGCUGCGUGUGAAGUCCGAAUUGGGUUCCAUGACAUUUGCUCCG